Molecule: messenger RNA, 1572 nt
Organism: Macroventuria anomochaeta
Lineage: Eukaryota; Fungi; Ascomycota; Dothideomycetes; Pleosporales; Didymellaceae
Exons: 3
Coding region: 25-1236 (403 amino acids)
Source: RefSeq, a predicted model, not a curated record
CGACAGCUGAACCCCCAACUCGAAAUGUCUGGCAUUCUAGUAAUUGACGGGGAACAUGCAGAGGACUUGCAGCCUGAACUAUCACUUCAGAAGCAGCAGCAGAUUAACGCAGCCAACACGAGUGCCCGAUCAGAAUGCCUCAGCUUUAGCACUCUGAUGUACAAAAAACUUCCCAAAGAACUGCGAGACAUGGUGUAUAGCUACCUCUGCCUCGAAGAUCGACAGAUCCCAAUUGGCCCAUACUACCAUUUUCGAAAAUACGAGUCACUCAAAAAGGACGCUGUCCUGCGUUCUGAGAAUCGGUAUUUCCCGAGGCAUGGAGACUUCCAAACUGUACUUCCAGAUGGGAGGAUCAGGACUGACCACGACGUAUACCCGCAAGACGAUUUUGUCAUGCCCGAGAACCAUAUCUUCAACCCAAGCUAUAUGGGUGAAGAAGUCGUGCUUGAGACAUUGGAAAAGUACUAUGAGAGCAACAGCUUUUCCGUCUGCAACGUGGAAGGCGGUAUGGACAAUCUGUGCACAAUCGUAACGUUAGGUCCUCAAGACUCAGCCGUUGAUUUUGUGCCGAUUGACCACAUUUGCGAUCUGCAGAUACGCGUCAAAUGUGAGCACUUCAACAAAGAAGCCAGCUCUUUGGAAUCCAAUCCGGGCAUUCGGCUCAGAGAGUUUGCUGAAAAGGAACUUUUCCUACGACACACGGUGGAUUCUCUGCGCAAGUUUCGGUCCAGGAUACAGACAUCAACCUCACAUAAGCUGAACAUUGAGGUCGUCCUCAUAUCAGAUCUGAAGAGAGAUCACGGGCAUUCCAGUACCUUCGUGAAGGUUCAUAUUACGAACUUUCUACAAUCGGUCCGGAACAUGAUCUACGAGCUGAUGCAUGACCGGAGGUGCACCACAGUCCGAGUCACGCAUCAAGACGACGGCCUCAUGGCAUUCCCCAAGAACUACACCGGGCUGUUCAGCCUGACGAAGGAACAAUGGGACUAUGAGAAAUCCAGACAACAGCCCAACCACGACUGGACCCACGACUUCUGGAUCCUCCCCAUUUCAAGCUCGGACCUACCCACGUCAGAUUUGCUGAAGCUUGGAGGAUACUGUAUCGACACCCUAAACACUUUCCUCAUCUCGCGAUGGGGCAUCAAUGACAUUCUCCGCGAGACCAGCAGUAUAACAUCCGUCAUUGAGGGCCCAUAUUGGCCCAUCGGAAGUCCAUACAGCCCUGAAUUCGCGUAACAGCUGACUGACAGGUCGGCACAGGAGGGCCCAAAAGACACCGACAGCGAGCCCAUUCCAAGCCUUGGGAUCAAUGAGCUCAGCGGGCCACCGGACGCUUUAUUGCAAAGUCUUCUUCGUGAACAGGCAGCUCUCAAGGUGAAGCUUCUUCAUCUCGAUGAUUGAAUGGAGUAACGCUAGACAACAUAUGGACCUGUGGCGCUGUAGCAUCUAGAGUCUGCGUCCCACGCAUACUCCGCUUUCGCAUGUACCUCGAGUGGUGUACUACUGUGCUACACUUUGGCACACAUCCAUAGAGAGCCACGGAUAAUCAGGAUGCGAUUAUCACGACAUCCC